AUGAUAUACUACCUCACCUCUGCUAACGAUGCCAGACAAGUUGCAACUUAUCUUUGGAAUAAUUUCUUGGGUGGAACAACGUCUUCUCGCCCUCUUGGAGACGCUAUUUUGGAUGGAAUAGACUUUGAUAUCGAAGGAGAUACGAAUCAACAUUGCGAUGAUCUUGCAAAGUACCUUUCUGCUUAUAGCAACAAGGGUAAGAAGGUGUGCUUAACUGCUGCACCACAAUGCCCUUUCCUUGAUGCAUGGGUUGGAGGUGACCUCAAAACGGGCCUUUUUGACAAACUACGUUUAUGUGUCACUAAUGCAGUGGCUUGUUGA
Ilex paraguariensis (yerba mate) is the source of this 321-nucleotide messenger RNA. NCBI's taxonomy places the organism in Eukaryota, Viridiplantae, Streptophyta, Magnoliopsida, Aquifoliales, Aquifoliaceae. The record is from the annotation of a GenBank genome assembly.